Morchella importuna is the source of this 3618-nucleotide messenger RNA. RefSeq lists its product as uncharacterized. The coding region runs from base 1 to 3618 and encodes 1205 amino acids. Lineage: Eukaryota; Fungi; Ascomycota; Pezizomycetes; Pezizales; Morchellaceae. The record is from RefSeq and is a predicted model, not a curated record. Gene Ontology annotation, molecular function: glycerophosphocholine phosphodiesterase activity; protein binding. Gene Ontology annotation, biological process: glycerophospholipid catabolic process. The transcript has 14 exons.
AUGAAGUUCGGUAAAUCUUUACCCAGGAACCAGGUCCCAGAAUGGUCUUCAAAUUAUAUCGAUUACAAGGGCCUCAAAAAACAUAUCAAAUCUGUCACCUCGGAUCAGCGCGUCGCUGGAGAAGCUGAUUUGACUCCAUUCUUUUUUGAACUUGACCGCAACCUUGAGACUGUUGACUCCUUCUUCAAUAAACGUUUUGCCGAAUCUCAGCGACGACUGAAAUUGUUGCAAGGGCGUUAUGGCGAACACUUUGAUUGGAUGACUUCUGAGAGCGGUAGUGUCAAGAGCGAAGAUUCUGGAGAGACUGCCCCAGAUGGUUUUGGCAUGGACAGCGAUGAGAUGUCUGAGCUUCUAGGUGCUCUCCUUGAGCUGAGAAGUGGGCUUCGGAAGCUGCAGUGGUAUGGAGAGGUCAACCGAAGAGGGUUUAUCAAAAUCUUGAAAAAAGUGGAUAAAAAGACGAAUGUCUGCGCACAAAAGCGGUACCUCGAGUCUAAAGUAAUCCUUAAGCCGUUUGCUUCGGCCACAGAGGUUAUCGCGGCCAUGCAAACCGUCAAUACUUGGCUUUCCAAAGUUGGUGGGACAGAUGGUGCUGAGUACGAUGUUGAGUCUUCUGUCCGACCUACCUUACGUCGCUUUGCAUCGGGCACCGCACCAGGGGCGCCGGAGGGAACAGCAGAUAAGGUUGACCUUUGCAUACGUGAAGAUAAUUCGACGAGCUUAUCGGAUGCUCUCGUGGGUGAGUAUGUUACACAGAAGCUCUUGCUUAUACUUCUACAACGUGCAAUCACCAAUAAGGCCUUGGCGUGUAUCGACUUGCUCUUAGGACGCAUCGAGACAUUACACGAGGAUGAUGAUAUCAACGAAAGGAACAUCAUUCAUCGUUUAGUAAUUUCCAUCGGGAGAAACAAAUCCCUUAUUGAUUCAUCAACAGACUUGUCCUUACUAGAUACACCAACGCCAGGAUCGUCUCUACUUCAGACAUCUUCAAACCUUCCACUUUUUAUCACCCCAGCAGAAUCUCCAAUCUCUUUACCUCCCUCAUCUCGGAAUACCACUGAGCUUGACGGAACCCUAAAGCUUUCUGCACAUGAUAGUUCUGUGAAAUUGUUGGAACACCUGCUGAGCAAGCUUCGUCCCCAUCAACGGCCUGCUCUGGCGGUUCGGGACUCUUAUGGUCGGAUGGCACUUCAUUAUGCUGCACAAUAUGGGUUUGUGGUGAUCUGCCAAGUGGUCAUCAAGUACAUGCGGCAGUGGGGGCAGUUUGACGUUUCAGACGGAAUCGAUUCACCAAAUUGGCAGGAUUCUGAUGGACUUGCGCCAUUGCAUUUGGCCGUCAUGGGAGCGCACCCAAAAACCACAAAGCUUUUGCUACAAGCUGAGAGCUGGGAUGGCGGUCUGGGCAGCGAUGACAAGAUCGUUUCAGCCAGAAAGGCUGUUUCAAAGUCAUCUGCAGUCUUGGCCUUGGCGGCAAAAGCAAAUGCCACUGCUAUCGUCAAGUUAUUGGUUGAGGCUGGUGUUGAUAUCAAUUAUCAGGAUGGUAAUGGCGAGACCGCAUUACAUCAUGCUGCAAGGUUAGGUCAUGUUGAGUGCGCGAAAGUUUUAUUGGAGGGAAACGAUACUCAGCGAGCGGACCUUGAGCUUGCCGAAAAAACUUAUGGCUGGACGCCUUUGUUUGUUGCAGCUGUCGAGGGCAAAACCCAAAUUGUCGAGACUUUGCUAGAAGCUGGGAGUGAGCUGGAUAAAAUUGAUUUAUCUGGGUGGACAGCAGCAGAACACGCAAGUCUUAGAGGUCACCUUGAUAUAGCUAGGAUAUUGGCGAAGAAUGUUAGCGUCCCCGAAGUACUCCCAGGUUCUGUCACACCUUCUCCGCCAUCAAGCUUGGAGAAGAUGAUAUCUCUCAACGGGUCUUCCGGAAAAACUACAGCGCCUAUUGCUCAACCAGUUAAGAGCUUUGGGCAUCGAUACUUGAAAAAGGGAGAAACCAUGAUUUUGGUUACUCUAGGAAGCACAGACACUCGAAAGAAUAUGUCUGCUGUAAAGCUAGACAAAAUCCCAUUAUCUGAGGCACAUUCGACCCAGUUGGAUACAGCACUUUCCCUCGUUGUUUCGGCCCAAAAUGCGACUGGCGAGCCCUCAAUCAUUGACCUACCCGUCCACACAAAUUCUGCUUCUGAGGACCCGAUUUGCUUUGAGACUAAGGACGCUAGUAAAGUCAAGCUUAUGUUUGAUCUAGUACCGACAUACUCAGGCGCCAAAGAUAGAAUCAUAGGCCGUGCUGUGGCGCUUUUGAGCUCGAUCAAGCCAGGCUUGGGGAGGAGUAGAGUUGCUCUGCAAGGCGAUAUCCAAGUCCCGAUUCUUGCUGUGAACAGCCUAGAGAUCAUCGGAUGUGUCAACUUUGAGUUUCGGGUUGUUACUCCAUUCGAGCACCCGAAUAUGGAGGUCACCAAAAAGCAGACUUACUGGAAAAGCUUGGCACCCACAAGAGUUAUUGGUCAUCGAGGCCUUGGAAAGAACACGACCACCAGAAAGUCGCUUCAGCUAGGCGAGAACACUCUACUGUCUUUUAUUGCUGCUGCCAACUUAGGGGCCGAGUAUGUUGAGUUUGAUGUGCAACUAACCAAGGACCAUGUACCCGUCAUCUAUCAUGAUUUCCUUGUUGGCGAGACAGGAAUUGAUGCACCUGUACACACAAUGACGCUGGACCAGUUCAUGUCAAUCAGUGAACAUCAAAACCCACGCCACCGGAGAACGGGCUCCCCUAAUCGCCCCUGGGACAGUGGUAAUAGCCCUGACACCAUUCAUGAAGGUCGUCAGGUGCCGCCCCAGCGUCUCCGCAGGACUCGCUCCAUGUCAUUGAACGAGCAUGACGAUCACCAUGUUGAUUCUCAUGGUCGCAUGAAACACACGAGGGGGUUCAUGAAGAAUGGAUUCAAGGCCAAUGUCAGAGGCAGCAGUAUCCAAUCACCAUUCACAACUCUUGAGGAAACAUUUAAAAAGUUGCCACAAAGCGUUGGGUUCAACAUUGAGCUUAAAUAUCCUAUGCUACAGGAGACCGAGGAACAUGAAAUGGAUAGCUUUGCAAUCGAGAUGAACCACUGGGUCGACACAAUCCUCAAGGUUGUCUAUGAUAAUGUCAAAGGGCGAGACUUGAUUUUCUCAAGUUUCAAUCCAGAUAUUUGCUUGUUGCUUUCCUUUAAGCAGCCAUCCAUCCCCAUCUUAUUCCUUACAGAUGGUGGUACCCACCCCAUGGCAGAUAUCAGGGCCUCUUGUGUCCAAGAAGCCAUCAGAUUCGCUAGCAACUGGAAUUUGCUAGGGAUUGUGUCUGCAGCUGAACCCUUGGUUCUCUGCCCGCGGUUGAUCAAGGUUGUAAAGGAGUCUGGGUUGGUCUGCAUCACCUACGGUGUCUUGAACAACGAUCCAGAAAACGUAAAGGUUCAAGUAGACCAGGGCAUUGAUGCUGUCAUUGUCGACAGUGUCCUCGCCAUUCGCAAGGGCCUUACUGCUGCGGGCGCUCGCACAACCUAUGCCGCCCCGGCCACCACGGCAACAGUAGAGAAAACAGAGGAUGUUCCGGGAGCAGUAGCCAUCCCUUCGGUCAACGUUUCCUCUGUUGUUUAA